Messenger RNA from Heterocephalus glaber (naked mole-rat), 7063 nucleotides. RefSeq names its product MAF bZIP transcription factor K (gene Mafk). Gene Ontology annotation, molecular function: DNA-binding transcription factor activity, RNA polymerase II-specific; RNA polymerase II cis-regulatory region sequence-specific DNA binding. Gene Ontology annotation, cellular component: nucleus. Gene Ontology annotation, biological process: regulation of transcription by RNA polymerase II. Lineage: Eukaryota; Metazoa; Chordata; Mammalia; Rodentia; Bathyergidae. The record is from RefSeq and is a predicted model, not a curated record.
ACGGGCGGGUGCGCACUUGCCCCGACGGCUGCCUGCCCCGCGGGGACGCGGCUCGGCCCAGCGCACGUGCCGCGGGGCUUCGCGCAACGGGGACGCCCGGGCCGAUCGUCAGGACCCGUAUACCAUCCCCUACCCCUCAGAAGCCGUGGCGCACCUGAGCGUGGGAUGAGCACGUGCGGAGCGCGGCGUCAGACCCCCUGGCUGCCUCCGCCUCCCGGGAGGCCCUACCCAGGCGUCCUCCGAGGGAACAGCGGUGACCCGGUCCUCCCACGGUGGUCCGCGCCACUCUAGUCAGCUGACCUGCCGGGGGUGCCGGAAGGAACGCGGAGAUGUAGCUGUCGGUGGGGAGGGCGGCAGGUGACAGUCUUGGCGAGAGUGUCACUUUCCUCAGGUGUGGUCAGGAGCCAAGGCCUCUUCCAACUCUAAGGGUCAGUUUUCCUGGGCCACUGUCGCCUUAGCCAACAAGUAUGUUAGACUGUGUGCCUCUGCAUACUUGAAGCCAGGGAGGCGGGAAGAAAUCAGAAGCAAAUCUAGAAAGCCCCAUAUCUCAGGAAGCCUGGUGGUCUCUGAAGCCUGUCUGUCUGCCGUAGGAAGAGCCAGUCUGGUCAUGAUUCCUGGCAGCCUCACUCUCACACCUUGCUCUGUGGAGUCACUUCCCUGCACAGAACUUGGGUGUUUGUGGAGCAGUCCGGGUUUGGGAAGGCCAGCAGCCCCCUGCACUCCCCAAUCUCCUGAGAGUAAGUGUGCCUUCACUUUCUUUACACAAGGGUCCUGUACCCAAAGCAGAGUGGAUGCUUCUAACAGUUCAUACACCUGUUGAUCAGCAGGCACCCACCCUUCUCCUGCUGAGUGCCAGGCCUCAGGAAGCACCCAGACCCAAAGCUUGCACAGUGGCAGCAUGAUAGAAAUCUGUGUCCCUCUCUUCCCUUUGAUUGGCCGGAAUGGCCCUUAGGACUCCUCAGUGGGCACUGGUGAGACCUUACUGUGCCUUUGCCAUCACAGUUGUUAGAGUGGGCAAGUGCUGUGAUGCCCCUGGAUGUUUGCAGGCCACGGAGGUUUUAAGAAGGUGUUGGGAUCAGGACUGGUGGAGGUGGGCUGUACAGGCCUCAGGAGUCACCUACACCUGUUGCGCUGUGGGGAGGCAACUCUGUUUAUGAGACUUUCCCUCCAUAGGUAGCCCAGUAGGAAAGUGUGAAUUUGACCUUGGUGUAGAGAGGCUGCUGUUAUAACUUACACUAGACCUUGUUAUUCUAAAUAAAACAUGUAUUAAAGCAAACCAGGUUUCUCUGGAGCACAUUUCCCUUUUGUACUUGAACCAAGCCAGAGUUGGAGGAACUCGUUCCAAGUUCAGUGUUGCGUACUUUCCAGGUGGUUGCUAAAAAUGAGAGCUGGGCAGAGGGUACCUGCAAAACCAGCUUUUAAGAAGGUCAGGGCCUUCUGUGUUGUACCCGUUCUCCACACCCUCAUGGCCCCUGCCAUGGAGUAAGACUUUUCUGGACUGUUCUUUGUCCACAACGUGUGGCUUUCACUUGGGGCUGUGUGCCGGCUGGAGGGUUUGUUUACACUCCCAGGCAAAGCUGCUUGCUGUCUAGACCUAGAAGUUGUGCCUAUUUCUGCUCUGGGUGUUUCUGAGUCUAAAGGUUUCUGAAGUGGACUUUCUGGAUUUCGGGUCCAGUCCACAUGGGAAAUGGAAAUCCGGCCAGCUGGGAGAAUUCUCUGUUCGGCUGCUCCUGAGAGCUGUAAACAGUGACUCACGCUCCCCUCCCCAGCCUCCCGUUCUCUGCUAAUGGAAGAUGUGUUCCUCCGGUAUUUACUUUUGCUUUUUAUAAGUCACAGACCCGUCAUGUUUCCUCUUUCUUACAGUUUCAGGAAACUGAAAGUGUUAUCUGACAACCGUAGAAUUUCAGAACAGGUAGACAGGAGCCUGAGUGAUCGCGUAGUUUGUUCGCCUGGCCCAGGUUGGGUCAGGAGCUGGGGCCUGCCUGCCCUCCCGUGAAGCCCAGACCUUUCUCAGUGUCUUGGCGUCCUGUGGUGAAUGGGGCAGGUAGCAUGUUCCUUGCUUGCCUGGAGUUCAUCUGUGCAGUAAGGAGGCCAACUUGUCAACAGAAAAUUCUAGAACCAGUUGGUCCAGGGCAAUAGUUUACUUCAAAGAGGGCCACUAGAAGGGCUUUCUGGAAGAAGCCUGGGUUGUAGGAGGACGGGGACCGUGUGCCCAGUGCAGCAGGGUCCGCUGGAGGAGGACGGAAAUGUUGACAGGCCUGGGGGUGGGGGAGCUCAGGAGGGACCUGAGACUGCCUCUGCCUGCCAGGGGGAGCUGCACGUGAGGCACCAAGAUCUAAGUCGGGGUCCUGUUUAACCAAAGCUGUGUCCUGGACAGAAGCUAGGGCCUGAGUGGGGGCCGGACUUCAGGCUGGGCAGAACUGGGGGCCCAGGGUCAUCAAGCCUUAGCCAUGGCACAGAGGAGGAAGAGAGGUGCAUGGCUGGGGGCACUUGCACCUGAGUGACCCCGUGGGAGGUGGCUGUCACCACCCAAGGUGGAGAUACAGUGGAAGAAGUGGCAAGAAUACAGGCAGGUCUGCCUUGGGUUUCCCCAGGGGACAUGUCUAGCUACACAUACAGGGUAGGAGCUGGCUAGAGCCCCAGGACAUGGGAACAGAACAGAAUCCUGAAGCAGAGCUGGCAGCCUGGGACCACUCAGUGAGCCGGGGACAGGGGGCCUGGGGUAGGGCCGUGAGGGUGGAGGCUGCUGGAGGAGGGGUGCCAUGCAGCCUGCUCUUGGCAUGGCAGCUGCUGCCUGAGUCACCUCUGAAUGUAGCUGGGAUGACACAGCUUCCUCGGACUGCAAAUGCAAGGUGACCAGACAUCCUGCAAGUUGGACAGACAGUCGUGGCUUGCCGGAGGGCGUCUGGCCAGGGCUAGGCUGCAGUCUGGUGUGGGCCAGGCACGGGGUGCAAGCCGGCGCUGCACACCAGGGAGGCUGUGUCCUGGGUGGGAGGCAGGGUGAGCCUUCCCUGUCCUCAGUGGGCUGAGUGUGGGGCCCGCUGGGGCUCCAGUUAGUCAGCACCAGUUUACAUGGCAGGUACGCACUGGGUACCAGCACAGUGUCACCUGUCCUAUGGCCCUGGAAGGGCACUCUGCUUUGAGCGCUUCUAUCCAGGCUCCCAGCUCCUGAGUGAAAGGAACCACACUGGAAGCUGAAAAGUAAAAAUUGAUCCUCAGGGUGGGAGGCAACUGUCUGAAGAUCACCUGCUUUCUGGACUGUUGAGCUGGGCUACCUGUCCUGCCCUCAAGGAUGCUUGGUCUCAGGAUUCAAGUCCUCUGCAAGGUGCUGCCCUGCUUUUUGUGGGACACAGGCCUUCUGCCUUGGUCUGUCUUGGAAUAGAGGGGCUCACUAUCUCUACUCCCUAGUUAUGUGGAGUUGGCACCUCCUGAGCUGCCAGCUGGGCUGCUUCUUUAAGAGAUGUUGCGAUGGACCUGCCCACCUGUUAGAUAAACCUCACAAUGAUGUUUCUGGCUUAGGGUUGAAAACUCAACCUCUUCAGUUAGAGCAGCAGUUACCUGAAAGGUGCUGAACGUAGAAGGAGCUGUCUGGGGACCCAGGGGAUCAGCGGCCAUCAGCCAUUUUUCCUGCCUCUGAUGUUUUAAAGUGGCUUUCGUUCUGAACUUCAUGGAUGUACUUUGUGCUUUUGGGCACAGCCUCUGAACCUGCUGCCCACUAGGAGCUCCUGCCCAUCCUUGGGGCCACAGGGUUGAGGUGGUAAUGUCACAGCUGCAGUGCCCUUCGCCUUGGUACGAUUUCCAAGUGGCUCUGCCCUGGUGACUGUGCCCGGGUUAUGACGACGAAUCCCAAACCGAAUAAGGCAUUAAAGGUCAAGAAGGAGACGGGUGAGAACGCCCCGGUGCUCAGCGACGAUGAGCUGGUGUCCAUGUCAGUGCGGGAGCUGAACCAGCACCUGAGGGGCCUCACCAAGGAGGAGGUGACGCGCCUGAAGCAGCGGCGGCGCACGCUCAAGAACCGUGGCUACGCGGCCAGCUGCCGCAUCAAGCGGGUGACGCAGAAGGAGGAGCUGGAGCGGCAGCGAGUGGAGCUGCAACAGGAGGUGGAGAAACUGGCCCGAGAGAACACCAGCAUGCGACUGGAGCUUGAUGCCCUGCGUGCCAAGUACGAGGCUCUGCAGACCUUUGCCCGCACUGUGGCCCGAGGGCCCAUCACACCCACCAAGGUGGCCACCACCAGCGUCAUCACCAUCGUCAAGUCUACCGAGAUCUCCUCCACUUCCGUGCCAUUCUCGGCUGCGUCCUAGUGCCUGCCCCUGGAUCUCCGGCACAAGCGGAGCAUCUGUGCGCUGUGGACCCCCUGGGGCCAAGGGCAGGGACAGCAGGACUGGUGGCUGGCCCAGGACGGAGAGUAGGCUCUUGGGAGCCGCUGCCACCUGCCACCCAUGUGCACACCCGCAUUCACGCUCACGCUCACGCCACCCCUUCUCCCUAGAUGGGUCUAUUUGCAGGACUUGGUGGGGUCCCUAGGUGCUGCAUCCCUGCAGGAUGUCAAGCCCUGGUGGCUGGGUGAGCACCCUGUUGGCCCCGUCCUGCCAACCAGCCCCACUGAGCUCUGGCCGCCCCGAGGGGCCUGUUGGCAGCUCCAGUCUUACAGUUGUCCCCAUGGAAAUGUGUUGUGACCUGCGUUAGCUCUUAGGUCCACGCCUGGACCUUGCAAGGCAAACUUGGGAAGUGCUGCCCAAGAAUGCGAGAGAGAGAGAGAGAGAGAGAGAGAGAGAGAGAGAGAGAGAGAAAGAAGGAUGAAUGAAUAUGUGUGUGUGUGUUCAUCUGCCUAACAUCACAGCACCCAUGGCCAUAGCACUAGCCUUGGAGGAGCAGCUCGGUCGGGCAGGAGGAAAGGGCAUGUCAGAGAGUAGUGUGAAUGUUAUGGAUGUCCCUGUGUUUUGUGACUCGAGGGGGUCACUAAGGGAGGUACAGGAUCUGGUCCACAAGUGGAGACGGGGGCAAGAGUCUCCCACCAGUCAGUGGGGAGCAGGCUUGGUCUCCUUGGAGCCACUGCUCACCAGCUGUGCUCAGUGUGUGGGAGAAGGAGGGUCUUUGAGGGGCCUGCAGGAAGGGCUGCCGCAGUUGUGGGAGGAAGUUGGUAGACAUGGAGGUGACAGUAGAGGACGUUCUGGGCCAGGGAUUUAGCUCAGUGGCGCCCUGCCUGCCUCACAAGCGCAAGGUCCUGAGUUCAAUCCCUGGUACUGGAAAAAAAAAAAAUAGAGGAUGUUCUACGGCUUCAGGGAUAUUGGUGGAUACAGAGGUGGCAGUGGAGGCGAUUCUGUGACAGACCAGGGGCCACCAUAGUUUUCAUUGUGGGGGAGACAGAGCAGUCAAGUAGGGAGGUUGGAGCAGGAGCCAGGGAGGGGACCCAGGUCCUGGGAAGUGGAGGAGCCCCAGGCUGUGCUGCACAGGCAUCAGAGGGCACUGGCUGGGACAGCCUUGUUGCGUCCAGGCCAAUUAGGCCAUGGGUAAGGAGUAUGGUGCUUAACUGUCAUUGGAACCUCCUGAUCUUGCUCUGUAGGGCUUUGCACUGCUGAUGCUCUUGGAAUCCUUCUGGCUCCCUUCCCCUCACCAUUGCCACAGGGCCCCUCUGGGACAGGCCCUUAGCAGGGCCACCAUCGUGAGCUGGUGGGAUGCCAGCCCUGUGUCUUGCCACCAGAAGUCUUCACAUGUGAUAAGCAGGGGUAGUGCAGGGGAUGCUGGUUCCCUCAUGGCUUGCCCACCACCUAUACAGUGAGACCCCCAGCAAGCCACCAAGUUCACUUGCAGGGUGUUGACCACAUUGGGAGGAGGGCAGUGGACAGCCCCAGAGGACAGACAGCCCCAAGGGCUGUGGCCUGGUUGUGUGUCUACCGUUAGGAGUAGAUGGGAGUGUCUAGGAGUCUGGCGGCACUGAGGUGCAGCUGGUCAUCCUCCCAGCCCUGAGGUGCUGAGGGCCGGCUGGGCUGCAGACCAAGGCCCAUGGGCUCCACAAAGAGCAAAGGCCUCACUGGGCACUUAACAAAAGCUGUCCAUACCAUAGCUGUGGUAGGUAAUCCAUAUUGGAUAUCAGUAAGGACCAUGGGGAAAUAUUUAAAGAGAGAGAGAAAAAAAAAAUAUAUAUAUAUAUAAAAUAUACACAUUUUAUCUUACAGAUUUUUCAUAACAAUUUUUCUUUCCCAGUUUGAUACUGUAGAUUUUGUUAGAGCAGAGCUGCGGGGGAUGGUGGGUGGGGUGGGGCGAAUCAUCCUCCUUCCUGGCUUCUGCAAGUUGGCUGCUCGCCGUGGACAGAGGCCCAGGAUGCCCAAGGCCUCUCCUUGGUCUUCCUGCCUGCAGAUGGUGCCGGGCACAGCGGGCUCUAGAGAAGGCCUGGCCCUGCCAGUGCUGUGCAAGGCCUCCCAAGGCAGGCCAUAGCAAUUGGAAGUUCUGUCCAGUCCUGGGAUACGUGUUCCCAUCUCACAGGACACAGAGGCGGGUGACCGCUGGCCAUGGGUUGCUGCCCAUUGCUGGCCUGUGGUGCUGAGCCUGGGGCGUGGGAAGUGCCCUGCCCUUGGCUCCAGGGUGGACGGAACCACCAUUGCUGCCCAGAGCCUCGGUCCAGGGCCUGGGAAGGAAGCAGCACCUUCUGCUUUGCUUUUCAGACCCUUGAAAUUUUAUUGUCACAAUUUAAUAUAUGGAGUUGUUUUUUUUUUAAUUUUAAGAAGAAAGACAAGCACCUCUUUGUUAUAUGGGCUUGUUUUCUGUCUGGCACCUCGGACUUCCCAAAGAAGGCAGGGCCCUGCCUGCUGGGGCAGCUAGAACACACGUUCACUGCACGCCCCUGUCUGUCCUGGCUGCCUGAUACUUGCAGUUCAUUUCAAUAUUUAUUUUUGUGCUACUUUUUCCCAAUAUAAAUUAUUGAGAAGAGAUCAUAUGCUGUGGACCUUCAUCUGUGCCCACCCUGCCCCGACUCACGGCCACCACCUAAUUUAUUGCUGUAAAUGUCGCCGCUGUGACUGCUUUUGUACCUUUGCAAUAAAGAAUCUCCUGGUUUCAGGUC